Molecule: messenger RNA, 1525 nt
Organism: Aspergillus ibericus CBS 121593
Lineage: Eukaryota; Fungi; Ascomycota; Eurotiomycetes; Eurotiales; Aspergillaceae
Product: glycoside hydrolase family 28 protein
Exons: 2
Coding region: 284-1378 (364 amino acids)
Biological process (GO): pectin catabolic process
Cellular component (GO): extracellular region
Molecular function (GO): polygalacturonase activity
Source: RefSeq, a predicted model, not a curated record
CGCUCUUCGUUCGAUCUAACUUCCAAGGUCCGUCGGGGGCUCCCAGACAUCCGAUGUCUCGCCGUCCACCAGGAAACAGAACCUCCUGGAGAAGAAAACGGAAAAAGGAGACACGAUGGGGACUGACCACAAACCUACAUAUAGAUCGGUUGCCUCCCUCUCUAUGGUCGUCUUUUCCUCCCCAUCACACACUCUCUCUUUCUCUCUUUCUUUCCUAUUCCACCUCGUCCUUCAUUCCUUAAUCAUACCCGGUUGAUCCAGGUUCCACUCUUUUAUCUUCACCAUGCAUUUCCUCCAGAACUCCAUCGUGGCCGCCACCGUGGGCGCCGCGCUGGUCGCUGCCGCUCCCCUCGAGCUCGAGAAGCGCUCCUGCACCUUCACCUCCGCCUCUGCUGCCAAGUCCGGCAAGACCUCUUGCUCGACCAUCACCCUCGACAACAUCGCUGUCCCCGCUGGUGAGACCCUGGACCUGACUGGCCUCAAGUCCGGUACCACCGUCAUCUUCGAGGGUGAGACCACCUUCGGCUACAAGGAAUGGAAGGGUCCCCUCAUCUCCAUGUCCGGAACCGACAUCACCGUCAAGCAGGCCUCCGGCGCCAAGAUCAACUGCGAUGGUUCCCGCUGGUGGGACGGCAAGGGCAGCAACGGUGGCAAGACCAAGCCCAAGUUCUUCAAGGCCCACAAGCUCAACCAGUCCAACAUCAACGGCCUCAAGAUCUACAACACCCCCGUCCAGGGCUUCAGCAUCCAGUCCGACCACCUGACCCUGACCGAUGUCACCAUCGACAACUCCGCCGGUACCAGCAAGGGCCACAACACCGAUGCCUUUGACAUUGGUUCCAGUACCUACAUCACCAUCGACGGUGCCACCGUCUACAACCAGGAUGACUGCCUGGCCAUCAACUCGGGUGAGCACAUCACCUUCACCAACGGUUACUGCUCCGGUGGCCACGGUCUCUCCAUCGGCUCCAUCGGUGGCCGCAGCGACAACACCGUCAACACCGUGACCAUCUCCAACUCCAAGGUUGUUGACUCCCAGAACGGUGUCCGCAUCAAGACCGUCUACGACAAGACCGGUACCGUUGAGAACGUCAAGUUCGAGGACAUCACCCUCUCCGGCAUCUCCAAGUACGGUAUCGUCGUUGAGCAGGACUACGAGAACGGCAGCCCCACCGGUACCCCCACCAACGGUGUCAAGGUCGAGGACAUCACCUUCGAGAAGGUCACCGGUACCGUCAAGAGCUCUGCUACUGACAUCUACAUCCUGUGUGGCUCCGGCAGCUGCAAGGACUGGACCUGGAGCGGCGUCAACGUCACUGGCGGCAAGAAGAGCUCCAAGUGCAAGAACGUUCCCUCCGGUGCUUCUUGCAGCGACUAAAUGGUCUCUCUCGCGAGCGUCUUCCGUGACUGGAUAGUCACGCUGGUUGGUGGUGCAUGGUUUCCUUCUAUUCUCUGGCCAUGAGUCAGAGCCGUUGUAUUAGUGCUUAAUUAGAGUAUCGGGAGUAAUAAGCGACUGGAGCCGAUG